ACUUGGGUGAGAAUGCAAGGGCUGGCAGAAGAAAAACCUGACCCAAAUUCCAAACAGCAGAAUAGUAGUUCCAAACGUUGCCGUAUUUAAACUCUCCAGGGAACGCAUAAGCGCCUUCGAGAAGUAGAAGCAGAACUCACUCACGCAUUGCUUCUUGCCUCAUACGAAGCCACUCUCUGCUCUCUACUGAACUGAAUCGAAGAGAAGAAAAUAAAAAUUAACUGCGAUGGCAACACGGUUGGCGGCAAGGUUUGCACCUAGAAGGCUAUUUAGCAGUGGCACUGGGAAAAUACUUAGCGAGGAGGAAAAAGCUGCAGAAAAUGCUUAUUUUAAGAAAGCUGAGCAGGAGAAGUUGGAGAAGCUUGCUCGCAAGGGUCCUCAACCAGAAGCAAGCACGGCCGCGGGCUCAGGGGGUUCAGUAACUGAUGCCAAACCAAGUGGCUCCGGAUAUACUGGAACAUCAGCUGACAAAGUUUCAACUGACAAGUACCGGAAUUAUGCAGUGGUAGCUGGUACUAUAACAAUUUUUGGUGCUUUGGGGUGGUAUCUUAAAGGCACUGCAAAGAAGCCAGAAGCGCAGGAUUGAAGAUUUCAGCCAUGCAUGUCUCUCUCUCCUCUUGGUUCUGGUUGCAGCAGUUGCGCGAAAAUAAAUAAACACACAUCAACUCCUUUUAUUCCAUCGUACAAUUAUCAUGAAGUACUAUUGUGUUUCAUGUUUUAUGCAUCACCAAUAGAUUCCCGAUGCUACUUAGCAUGAUGCGCAUCAGAAUUUAUUUACUUUCACUCGUUCAAAUGACCUGUGAUU
Messenger RNA from Abrus precatorius (Indian licorice), 805 nucleotides. RefSeq lists its product as uncharacterized. The record is from RefSeq and is a predicted model, not a curated record. Bases 227 to 586 code for a protein of 119 amino acids. NCBI's taxonomy places the organism in Eukaryota, Viridiplantae, Streptophyta, Magnoliopsida, Fabales, Fabaceae. The transcript has 4 exons.